Molecule: messenger RNA, 798 nt
Organism: Cavia porcellus (domestic guinea pig)
Lineage: Eukaryota; Metazoa; Chordata; Mammalia; Rodentia; Caviidae
Gene: CUNH21orf140
Product: chromosome unknown C21orf140 homolog
Exons: 1
Coding region: 35-790 (251 amino acids)
Source: RefSeq, a predicted model, not a curated record
CCCAGAUGGAGACAUGUAAAAUCUUUGGGGAGCCAUGCCUCACUUUGUAGCCCCUCUUUUAAAAAAUGUCAUCAUCAGAAGUCAGUUUGAUAGCAUCAGGAGGAAGCAAUGCCUCCAGUAUCUGAAGACCCUGAAGUCUCUGCGAUAUGAUGGAUUUCAGACUGUGUACUUUGGGGAAACGGAUAUCUCAGAAAGUCUUGUCACUGGGGAAGAUUUUAGUAAUGGCUAUUUCCUGCAAGGUCCAACUUGGUGUGUUGUGCAUGCUGGUGGCUGUCAAGGAUGGGUGCCUUGGAAAUACCGGAUGUUCCUGAGAGAUGAGCUGUGUGUCAAGCAAGAAGACAAGCUAUUCUUUGAGUUCUGUGACAUAGUGAAGAAGGCUUAUGGGAAAUGUGCUAUCGUGGUCAAAGGGAGAAGGCAGCAGAAUGAGAUGAGACCCAAGGAAGAUGGAGAGGCUGAGGCCCAGUCCUAUGUCCCAGCUGCGAUUAACUUAACAAGCAUUGUGUGCUGCCCAGAGGUGGCCAAAUUCCAUGGCCAUGAGCUACUCUCUCUGCCUUCCCCAUAUCAUUACCUGAAUCCUUUAGACUCUGCUUGGUCCUCUCUGAAAUGGUUUAUCAUCAAUAACAGGAAACAAUUUUGUUUGCAUUCCAUCGACAAUGUCUAUUCCUACCAGUAUAUACUGUUUAGUGAUUUAAUUAGUAAAGGGAUUGAGAGGAUAAACUUAAGCAAAUGGAAAACAAUAGUUAAAAAAGUACAGAGAUGGGAAAAUUACUAUCUUGGGAAAUUUUCUUAACAGCAAGU